AUGUCUGGAGCAUCAUAUCUGGUUACAUUCUUCAAUCGAAUACAGCGAUUGCAAGAAGUAGGAAUCCGACCUGUUGUUGUUUUCGACAUGAUUACUCCUGAAUUCCAUAGUUAUUCGAGUAGUAGUAAUUUGCAUAUAAAGAAGUCGAAACGUAGUGGUGGUAACGGGUGGACUCUUGAUGCGCAUAACGAGUUGAAGAAACGGGUCUAUAAUGCGGAGCAACUUCUUAAUAAUAUGGGUGUACCUGUUGUUAUGGGUAGUUCUGAUGGAGAGGCACAGUGUGCUCAGUUGGAGCAAGCUGGCCUCGUAGACGGCUGUAUUACUUCAGACUUUGACUUCUUUCUUUAUGGCGGGAGGAAUCUGUUCAAGGUCGAUUUCAAAAAUGGUGGAAGAAGCCUCGAUAGUUUUGUCAAUCUUUUCUCCAUGGACAAAUUCGAAAGCACCCAGUGUCUAACGAGAAACCGUCUAGUAGCGUUGGCCCUUCUGCUUGGUUGUGACUAUCUUCAAGGAGGUGUGAAUCGAGUAGGAGUCGUUACUGCUAGAGAAAUAAUUUCGGAAUUCUCCAUCAAUGAUGAUGAUCAUGCACUUACAAUUCUUGAUCGAUUUGGAAGUUAUUUUCGAGGAGAGAUUCCAAUACGCCCAAGUGACAGCAAUAUCAAGAAGAAGCUUAGGAAAUCCAAAAUCGUCCUACCCGAGGGUUUCCCCAAUUCCGACAUAUUCAUUGAAGCCACAUCGAUAUAUCUUUGUCCUGAAGUGAAAGAAAAGAGGGAAUUACCUGCUGUUCCGCAGCGAAAUAUGGCUAAAGUAGAAAGCAUUUUGAUGCGAGAAUGUGGAUGGACUUCAAAACGAUUUUCGCAAGAAAUUGGCCGAAGUAGACGAAGAAAUCAGAAGAUCAAGAGCAUACAGUCACAUAAACUCACGGAGUUCUUCCCGACAGUCCGUCAACCAAUUUCCAAUUAUGCUUUUAAAAGCGACGUGCUUGCACAGAAGCACAGCCGGCGAGAAUGGGCUGCACUGCAGCGACUACGAGUGAAUGCCAGACUCUACGAUAAGACAGAAGUUACUCCCGAUGACCCUAAAACAUGUACCAAGCCAAACGACAUUCGACGGCGACCUCCGAAAAGGAGGCUUGCCGAAGGGCUCACUUAG
This is a messenger RNA of Cooperia oncophora, 1149 nucleotides long. The record is from the annotation of a GenBank genome assembly. Lineage: Eukaryota; Metazoa; Nematoda; Chromadorea; Rhabditida; Trichostrongylidae.